GCAAUACGCACCAUGGCGUACGAUAGAAUCACUAAAAAACUCUAAUCACUUAUUUUUCCCGCCUCCUCUGAUUCCAUCUCUCAUUCUUCUCUAUCCUCCCUUCUCUAUCUCAGACACCCUAAUUUAGAUCUACGAAGAAUUUGAAUUCAGUUCUUCAAUAACAAACGAUUUCUACAGAUUUGAAGAGAUUUUAUCUUCACGAACAACACCUCAACAUCAGUAAGUAAGAAAUCCGUCCGAUCUUCAACUCGUAACACCUAACAGCUGAUAUUUGAGCGUGUCUUUACAAAUUCUGGAGACUUUUACUGGUAAUUAAUCCUCAGAUUUGGUGUUGUCUUGAGGUUAUUAUGUGCUAGUUCUGUAUUUGGCUCUCUACUGGUGCAACUUAAAUUACAACGAUGGAGCUUAAGAAACCUCGGGAUUUUCGAGAUGAUGGGACAAGCAAAUGUGCCAGUUUUGGCAGUGAUAAUCUUCCAUAUAGUCAGAGCCAGUCCAGGAAAAUGUCUAUUGGUGUUAUGGUAAAUGAACCUCUGAAAGGAUACAAAACUAGGAAAGAAGAGAAAGUAGCUCCUACUGCUGGAAAAUUCGUCGAAGAAAUCAAUGAAGGGGGGGCAGCAAUGACAGCUUUACAGAAAGGAAAACUAGCAGAAGCUUCUAAGAAGGAGAACUCUCCAUGGGUUUCGACCAAAUCCUUCCACCAAGAGACACCGACAACUAAUUCAGUUCAAUUUCAUCAGAGAAGGACUUUUGCUUUAAGAUCUGGUGAUGAAACACAGAAGAAGCCCAACAGCACAUGUGAUCUACCUAUCCCACAAACAGUUAAUGUUGUUGCAAACCAGACUUCAGUUUUACAGUUUGAAGAGGGUGUUCAGAACCAAUCUAACAGUAAGAGUGAAGCACCUAUGACAAAAACAGUCCAGUUUUAUGCAAACCGUAUGUCAGUUUUACAGUCUAGUGAUGGUGCGCAGAAGAAAUUUGAUAUCAUCACAUAUGGGAGGAAAGAAAAAGGUGGACGGACAGAGAGGGUAGAGGAAUUUGCAUUCACUGCUGCAAAAGAAGUUCGCGUGGUAGACAAAAGAGCAGAAGUGGAAAACCAAAAAUCAGCUCCACAAAGCAAUGGAUCCCUGAAAUUGAAACUGUGGGAGAUAUUAGGAACUGCUCCGGAAGAUGAGAACAGGUUUAACUUUCAGACUCUUGAGGAUGGUGUGAAGAAUUCAAGGCUGGGUGGUAAUUCAGAUCAAAACAAUAGCAAUGUUGCCAAGCUUAGGCAAAACUCGGACACAAUAGAGGAGGAUUCUGAAAGUCCCCAGGAAACCAUUAAAAGGCCUGAAAGUCCCCUGGGAACUAUCAAGAGGCCAGUGACCCGAUCAUUAACACUAAAGAAGACUUCCUCUUUAGCUAACCCAAAGCGGCCGAGGAAGAUUAUUAAUGGUGGAAAGUUGCCAAGUUCCUCAAACCAUAAGCAACAGUCUGAGGAGAAAAGUAUAUUUAAUUUCAGUGAGGCAGAAGGGUGGCCUACAGGCUUACAUGGGAUUGUCAGUGGUGGCACCCCAAGUAAGAAGAGAGGGAGAAAGAGUACUAAAGUCGAACCACGAAGGAUAAACUUUUCUGGCAAAGCUGUCCCAGAAAAGCGCAGGCGAGCUAUUGGGGAGAGUAAAAAGCCAUCACCACGUAAGAAGGCGACAUCACAUAGCAAUACAACAGAAAGUUCUCAUGGUCACUCAACUCAAACCAACAAAGAGUCGCCACAACCAGCCAGGGAAAAGUUAGACCGACAAGAAAACCUGAAGACUCCCAAUUUAUGCGAAGAGGAAAACCACCAUGAUAAUGUUGAUAGCAUUUCCUCAAAGAAAAACACUCAAGAGGAUGAUGUCAGUAGUCCAGGAUUGGAAGUAAAAACACCUACGGAGAACUGUUCUCUGAGCCCACCAUCUGCAAAAACUAAAAAGACGCAGCCAGUUGGGAGAAGAUUCACGUCUGAAGGGUUCUGUGAGUUGAGGACUUCCCAGAUCUUUCGGCCAGAUUUUUCUGCUUCAGACGCAGAAACAAAAUCUCCUGAUCCUACAGGAGAGCUUCAGAAGUCACCUAUCAAGGAACGAUCACAUGUCGAAGAACAAGAUGUGGAACGGAAUCUGUCUCAAUCUUCCAAGGAACAGGAUACUGAAGAUGCAGAAGUGAAGCUGUCUCAACUAUCCAAGGAACAGGAUGUCGAAGAUGCUGAGGAGAAUCUAUCUCAAUCAUCUAAGGAGCAGGACGCUGAAAGCUUGGAAGAAGUUGCACCCAUCAAAAAAGUUACCCGGAUCACAAGGACAUGGGCUCCAGAAUCAGGUAGCCCUGAUAAACCAAAAUUCAUGCUGCGUCCAAGGAAGAGGCUCUGCAGCCCAGUUAGUGAAUUUGACCCCACUCCACUAUCCCCUAAAGGAACUGAAGAGAGUAACAAGCUUCAGGAACCAUCCUAUCAAGAUGACGAAGAUGGUUUGGCCAGGGCCGUAUCUCUCUUUGCUUUCGCAUUAGAAAAAUUCAAGACCAGAAUGAAGGCAGAGACAAGCAAGAGAAGCUCUAUGAUUCUGGCGUCUGUCACUGAAGGAAUAAAGUUACAGCUGCAGGACAUUAACUCUCAGAUUCAAAAAGACAUAGGGAAGUUCACUGGAAUUGGUAAAUCUAAGAGGAAACGCCUGGAAACCAGAUUCCUAGAGCAACAAGAGCGGCUGAAGCUCAUACAGGACAAGUUCAAAGAGGAGAUAAACCAGCAUAUCCAGGACUGCAAGAACACACUCGAUGAUCUGGAAGCCUAUCAGAUUGAGUUAAAAGAUAAUGCAGAGAAACAAAACACAUCACACAGAAAGCUUUUAUUACAAGUGGAAGGUGCAAUUGAAACUCAGCUCAGUGAUGCAGAACGAAGAAUUGCAUCCAUCCAGCAGGUGGCGAAUGGAAAUAUGUUGCAAUUGAAGCGUAUGAUUGCAGAGUGCUUGAAAGACGGUGUUUUUAGUUGAUGCAAUUUUCAUGGGUUAACUGUACAAAGAGAUGAAGAUAAAGUGCAGAGAAGAUGAUUAAAAGAUUGUAUCGUGAUUUUUUCUUCCUAUACCAACAUGAUAAUAUUCUCAUUCUGAAGGUACAAAUUUUGUAUGCCUUGCUCCAAACAGUUCCUGCAAAAGAAAUAGCUAACAGUGUAUAUGUAAUCAAUCUCCACGACUAUUAGUUGGUACACGACAGGAUUGAUAAAUGUUUAUCACCUUUUAUGUUUUCUUUGUC
This is a messenger RNA of Papaver somniferum (opium poppy), 3252 nucleotides long. Its product is annotated as meiosis-specific protein ASY3-like. Gene Ontology annotation, biological process: meiotic cell cycle. The record is from RefSeq and is a predicted model, not a curated record. NCBI's taxonomy places the organism in Eukaryota, Viridiplantae, Streptophyta, Magnoliopsida, Ranunculales, Papaveraceae. The transcript is spliced from 12 exons. The coding region runs from base 399 to 2993 and encodes 864 amino acids.